AUGAUCUCUAAAACCGGUCGUUUUUGGUUGUUUCUGGUAUUUAUUAUUCCAUCUGUUCUAUGUGCUUUUUUCGUUCUGUAUCAUCUGCUGUUCAAUCGAACUCUGCGGCAAGGUCUCUAUAAUCAUGUUGUUGUUGUACUUCUUUGUCUCGGUCUAUUUUCGGAACUGACAAAUUAUAUUUGGAUGAUGGUCUAUUACCAACGUGGACCGAUCUGGUACCGCUCGAACGCAUUUUGUGCUGUUUGGGGCUUCAACGAUUGGGCGCUCUAUGUAACCUACACGGUCCUGUUAGCUUGGGCAACAAUUGAAAGGCAUAUUCUUGUUUUUCACGAUCGAUGGGUAUCAACGAAAAGAAAACGGUUUUUUCUUCACUAUUGUCCAAUCAUGUUUCUCCUAUGUUAUUGUUUUGGCUUCUACAUUGUUGUUUAUUUUAUUCCACCUUGCAUGAAUGAGUUUUCCCCAUGGCUGUCAAUUUGCAUAUCAAAAGUGUGUAUAUUUGAUAAUUACGCAUUUUCAAUGUAUGAACUAGUAGUUCAUCAAUUUUUGCCUUUUCCCGUCAUUGUUGUCUUCAAUAUUCUAUUGAUCGUUCGUGUUGUUUGGCAGAAGAAAAGUAUGAAUCAACGUUUUCAAUGGCGAAAAUAUCGGAAAAUGAUCAUUCAAAUGCUAUCGAUUUCAUUUCUUUACAUUAUUCUAUAUUUUCCGUUCUUAGUUGUCAGUAUUUGCAAUCUAUUCAAUGUCACAUCUGACAUUUUCAAUGACGUUCUUAGUUACACGACGUUCAUCACAUAUUUUAUUUUUCCGUUAUUUCCUUUCGUUUGUGCACUAUCAUUAUCCGACUUACGUAGUAAACUACUUCAGAUUUUUCAUCUUCAGCGAAAUGUAAGACGAGUUGGUCCUUUAACAUUAACAGUUCGCGAGAAAUAUCCUACAAUGGUUCACUAA
Adineta ricciae is the source of this 942-nucleotide messenger RNA. Lineage: Eukaryota; Metazoa; Rotifera; Eurotatoria; Adinetida; Adinetidae. The record is from the annotation of a GenBank genome assembly.